AUGGCCGACUACCCGCCCGAGCAGGAGGAGCAGCUUGAGGCUUCGUCGCCGCCUCCGGUUUUUACCCAACCAUAUACCAUCAGUCUGGAUUUCGCGCGACAGAUUCAGCGAGGCCUCCACGAUGAUGUACACCGGACGGUUGAAAGCCAGGCUGACCGAGUGAUCGAGGAGCUUCAGAAGACAAUGGUCGACAUGAAGGAGGCUAUUGUAGAGGACUUGGAGCAGAGGAACGCGGAACAAGUGCACGAACAACUGAACGAAAUGUACGGAGAUCACAUCAAAAAGCACUUCGGUCGCGUAGAGAACAAGCAGGCGACCAUGCAUGACCUGCAGACGGCCAGCCACAACGAAGUCCUCCAGGCCCACAGGCAUUCUGCUUCCGCCGCUCGUGGAGUUGACCGACUCCUCCAGCAAAAGGAAGAUUCUCCAUGGGUGCCGGUCAUUGCCAUCGGCUUGCUCAUCGCCUUUCUGAUCGCCUUGCUCGUCGUCUUGGUCAUCGUCGCGCUCAUGGCCAUGAUGCUUGGGGUGCGGGUCGGCCCGAUCCCGGACACAGUCCGUGGACUGCUCCCCUAG
Molecule: messenger RNA, 573 nt
Organism: Thyridium curvatum
Lineage: Eukaryota; Fungi; Ascomycota; Sordariomycetes; Thyridiales; Thyridiaceae
Exons: 2
Coding region: 1-573 (190 amino acids)
Source: RefSeq, a predicted model, not a curated record